AACUGUGAUUUUUUAGUGAUGUGUCUCGGUGUGAUGUUCACCUUCCAAUUUUGAUCACUCUCACUCCUUCCUUAUUUCUAUAUUUAAUCCGAAAGACGGCGUUUCUUUAAAUCCAAGAGUAUCGUUCAGUAAAAUCUCUUCAAGGGACAUUUUUACCAAGAAUCUGAUACAAACAUGGUUUGUGUAGCUGGUGAUGAUAGCGUUGACUGCGUAAUUCGCGAUUUAAGUCGCGGUUCACAGCCAAAGACAACUGUUCCGAUACGUCCAUCUACAACAGUCACAGAAAUCUUCAAACAUGUGGCGGGUCACUAUUCUUAUGAUCCUGAUACCUUUGAAUUGGUGCUCCAAACCUCAAGAAGCAAAGUGAUCCUAUUAAACGAAAUGAAGAACAAAACGAUGAUGGAGGCUGGCCUGGAUUUCGCAGCCGAUACAAGAUACACGAUAAUAGUGGCUGACCUCGAAGGCCUUCCACCUAGACGUACAACAACAACAACAGCAGACUCUGAAGAUGAACUUGUUCUGGGUACAUCAGCAAGUCCUACUUUGUAUGAUUUGUCUACCGGAAGUUAUAACUCUGCGCCAGUACCUCCUCCACAGCCAUCAAUUCAGGAGUGGCCUGAUUCGUUCACUUCUGAAAGUACCGUAAAGUCAGAGACCAGGCGUAGAAGAGCGGAAUGUAAUAAUCAAGAUAUCAUCAAGAUGAAACUUCGGAAUGCAAUUGCCCAUAUUAGAUACGUGGGACUUGUGAAUCAAGCUAUGACGUGCUACCUGAACAGUCUCCUCCAAGCUCUCUACAUGACACCCGAAUUCAGAAACGCCCUGUAUAACUGGGAAUUCGUCGACGGCUCUGAGAAGGAUGAGGCCAAAAGUAUCCCUUACCAAUUGCAAAAGUUAUUCCUAAAUCUACAGACAUCAAUGAAAUCAGCAGUAGAGACGACAUCACUGACAAAGAGUUUCGGAUGGGACUCCACUGAAGCUUGGCAGCAGCACGAUAUUCAGGAACUUUGUAGAGUCAUGUUCGACGCUUUGGAACAAAAGUUCAAGAACACCGAACAAGCCGACCUGAUAAAUAGACUCUAUGAAGGGAAGAUGAUUGAUUACGUUAAGUGCUUGGAAUGCAGCACAGAAAAGUCAAGAGAAGAUACGUUCCUGGAUAUCCCGUUGCCUGUCAGACCUUAUGGCAGCAACGUAGCGUACAACAGUGUGGAAGAGGCCCUUAGAGCAUUCGUACAACCCGAGACUCUUGAUGGAAACAAUCAAUAUCAUUGUGAGAAAUGUAACAAAAAGUGCGACGCCCAUAAAGGAUUGAAAUUUACUAAAUUUCCUUAUCUCCUUACCCUACAUCUUAAACGCUUUGACUUCGAUUACAACACCUUUCAUAGAAUCAAGCUAAAUGACAAAGUAACCUUUCCGGAUAUCCUGAAUUUAAAUUCAUUUAUUGCAUCAGCAUCGAAUCAAGAGUCUCCAGGUGGGGAAGAGGACGUAGGAUUGGGCGUUAAGUGCGAUGACAGUUCGACCACAGAUAGUGGAACAUUGGACGACGAAUGUCCACCUUGUGACAAUAGUAUGUCCAAUAGUAAUUAUUCUAACAAUCACGAUCAGGACGAUGAUGAAGGUAUCGACGUGAGUAACACACCGUCAACAUCUAACUGCAGUGUGCACAAUCAUGAAAAUGAGAAAAAUCGUGGAAAUCGUGCAGUGGGAAAAGGUCCUUAUCAGUAUGAGCUAUUUUCCAUAAUGAUCCACAGUGGUAGCGCUAGUGGUGGCCAUUACUAUGCAUAUAUUAAAGAUCUGAAGACACAAGAAUGGUUCUGCUUCAACGAUCAGAGUGUUUCGAGAAUAACCCACGAUGACAUACAGAAAACUUAUGGCGGGGGUCCAACCAGGGCUUAUUACAGUGGAGCAUACAGUAGUAGCACAAACGCUUAUAUGCUGAUGUACAGACAAAUCGAUCCAGCUCGAAAUACGUUGCCCAUGCAGGUACAAGAUUUUCCAGCACAUAUUCAGGAUCUUUUGAAAAAGAUGAAGGAGAGUGAAGAGAAUGACAGGAAGAAUCGCGAGAAGCAGAUAUCCAUGUGUAAGUUUAAAGUCUACUGCCAUCAUCCAACAGAAGAUAAACUUUUGGACAUGAAGCUAUACGUGCUGCAUGAUGAGACGUGGGCUGGAACGACCGAAAAAGCAUACCGAAAAUUCGGAUUGGAAGGUGUAGUAAAUCUAGAUCAGUGUAGGCUCGUUAGUUAUGAUCGUCGUAGUGAUCUCAUCGAGUGCAGCUUUGAAGGAAAAGAACUCGAAACUAUUAGCGAGAUAUGGAGAGGUGAUAAUCGUUUUGAUUUGCUUCUCGAAAUACGGAAGAAGGAUCAGAAAUUCGAGACUUACCUACCUGGUGGGAUUGCUCUCAAAGUAUUCGUUGUGGAUGUGCUUAAGAAGGAAAUAGUUGAUGGCCCCAUUAAUGUGCGAGGGUUAACGACGCAAACUGUAAAGGAGUUCAAGCAGCAAUUAGGAAAAAUCUUGAACAUGGAUCCAAAGCAGAUGAAGCUGGUCUACCAAAGAUUCUCAGGAAGCAAACCAUUGGAAAAUGAUGACAAUCAACUUCAGACAGAACGUUUAAUUAAUUCAGAUAAAAUUUAUGUAUCUACUAUGAUAGAUCCAGACCCUACAAAACCAUAUCAUGAAUCCGUAUUAAAUAAGAUCAUAGCAAACGGAGAACAUAUAUAUUUCUUACACAUCCAGUUGCCUGAUACUAGCAAAGAAAUAUUGUACGAGUUGAAUAUACCUUCCUUGGAGGAUAGACAGAAGGAAAAGGAAAAAGAAAAAGAGAACGAAAAAGAGAAGGAAAAAGAAAGGGAGGAAGAAAAACCUGUUACCAACGGUCCGUCAAAGUUGUCCAUUAACGAGCCACACAAGGAUACGAAUUUGAAAUGUAACAAUAAGCAGCCGAAAAUAGGUCCAAGUAAUGAGGACACGUCAGUAAGAAAUUCUAGUCCUCAGUUAGUCGAAACCGAGGACUGGUUUACACCAGAACAGAGUAACAGUGAGGAUAGUAGUCUAAGCGAUAGCGACAGAACGCUUGUUGGUGAUGCCCCUGAGGAGGAUGACUGUGUAUUAGCGUCAGUCGAUGAUUUUCAUAAUGUACAGACUUACGAGCGGCUUCCAUAUAGUCAGAAUCAAAUUGACACUUGGCGUAGCGAGUUCGAGUCUGAUUCAGAAUACUACUUCAAGGCUGUUCCUUACACAGAGAAUAAUCAGAAGAUGUUAAAAGUCUCAGUCGAUAGACGAAUGCAACUAAGCACUCUUAAGGAACAUUUGGAACCAUACGUAGGAGUGCCGAUGGAGUAUUUCAAAGUUUAUCGGCAACUCACUGAAAUCGGAGAGGCAGAAUGUCAUUAUCUAACAGAGCAGAUUCUUACCUUCGAUCAUGGAGACAAAUUAACUCUGAAACUUGGACGAGCUUUACGAAGUGGCGAAUGCAAAGUCAGGUUGUAUCAACUACUUCUGAACGCUACAGAGCCUUAUAAAUUCCUCUGCGAAUACAUCGCAUCGAGGGGUGCAACAGUUGCACAGACAAAAAGAGAAAUUUUAGCUGAAAUAAAAAGAAAGUGCGACCUUGAUAUACCAUACGAGCGCUGUCGACUUAGAAAGAAGAACUACAAAACAGCUGCAAGGGUCCUUACAGAUUUAGAGAAAUUCGAUGUCCCUCGCUAUUCUUGCCAAUUAGAAUUGAUAGUGCAAGAAUUGCCUGACAAGGAAGUUGUCACGGACCCUGAACAAAUGCUCAUCUUUGUCAGAAGAUGGUCACCAUCGAAAAUGCAAUUAGGCCCUUUCCAAGAGAUAGUGCUGAACGGAAACUCAAUUGAGGAGCUUAAAGAAAAGCUGUCGUCGAUAUCGGAAAUACCAGAACAAUUUAUAGAGGUGGCACAUGGUAAGGGUACCUUCCCCUGUGAAAUUUCUGUACUCAGGGUGCAAAAUGACCUCGAUUGGAACUACCAAACUACAGGCAUUGACGCUUGGCCACAUAGUUUAGAAGAUGGUUCAGUUGUAUUCUACAGGGAUAACAGAGAAGAACAGAAAAAUCUAAACGCAGAAGAACUCAAGGAAAUUGCCAGCAAGGAGAGUUUUCGUUUAAUGUCUCUUUCCUCCACAUCGAGUUACAGCCCGCGACGGGAAAGGGCGCUCAAGAUAUAUCUGGACAACAAAUGAUCCCCCAACAACAAUAGUGCAUUCGCUGACAAGCAGUUGCAGCGCUAAGUUAGGUAAUAACUAACGUGUUUGAAGAGAAUUAGGUAUUUUCGGUGCCUGGACUGGGUAUGUUAUUAAAAAAGAUGAAAAUGGGUCAGUUUGUUGAAGAUGACAUGCAUACACAUUAUACACAAAGUCCAUGUAUACCUAAUCGGCCCUUCGAUUAUUAAUCCUCUCACUGACAAUGUAGGUCCUAUAAUGGUGUUGUUCUUGGUUUUUGCAUUAAAAUUUGAUUGUUCUUUUAUGUGAGUGUUUCAAAGAUACAAGAUAGCGUGCUCGGGUAUCCCUUAGCUAUAUUGCAUUCAUCUGAAUCAAGUUCUAAAUAGCCUAAGAUACUCAAGGAAUGAAAUGGAAUCUCUAAGAGUUUUGAGCUAUAAUUAAAUAUCUGAGUAUUAGAGGUUAAGGAACUCGUUAUAAUUUUUAAUAUUGCACGUGCGAUCCUAUUCCGAAGAAAUCUCUUGCAUUUACCAGCAACUUAGCUUGGCAUUUCUUUGCUAUUCCAUGUUUAAUUUCUCUUUCGCUCUCAAUCUCAAUGCUUUGACUUCUCUGAGGAUUAAUGUCGAAGAGUCGUCGUUAUCAAAAAUCACUUCUUAUUUGAUUAUCGAACGGGCGUGCGUAUUGGGAUAGCCCGUCAUCUUCGUGCAAUCUAUUUCCACAAUUGAAAAUUCAAAAAAAAAAUUGUUUCUGCGCGAGCACGGUUUCGAAGAAAUCCUUUUACUACGGUUGCAAAUAAUCGAUUGCUGCAUUAUUUUGUGCAAUCGACUUACACAUGUUCUCGUGCCGUCUUUCAAAAUGUCCUCACGAUUAAUAGAUUAGAGUUAGGUUAUAUUUAUUGCGUAUUUGUUAUCCGAAAAUUGAAGCCUAGCUCGGAUCCGUGAAGGAAAAAAAAGUAUAAGUAUGCAUACGUUCCGAAAUUCACUUGUCAGUACACGAGUAUGUUGUGUUUCUGUUUACCUACGUAGAAUAGAGUAAGACACUACAGGCUUGCAGUUUUGGUCGUGAAUUUCAGAACGUGCCCCCCAAGUAGAACAAAUUAUUUUACUUUGUCCGCUUUAUUGCAAAAAAUGCUAUUUCGUGUUCGGGUAAUAAAUUUUGAGAUUUCUUCAUGUAAAUUUGUACCUAUAAAAAAAUUGCACUUCCACUACAGCUUGUUGUUGUCGUCUUCGCACUUGCCGCGUCUCAUUUCCUUAAAUCUAUUAAAACUAUCCGAACUAGGCUUUACCACACGAUUGUUCAAUUAUUGUUGUGUCAGAAUAACUGCUAGAAAAAAAAGGAUUCGCGUUAUUCGCUAGCGAAGAUAGCAACGAGCACAAGGAAAGGUGUAUCGUAAUCGUGUUUUUAUCCUUUUUGUGGAUAAGUUUCCUAUCCUAAAUCCCAUCCUUGUUAUCCCAUUACCCAACCUAGGAUUACAGGAGUACAGGUUCGCUUGAUACGAUAAAAGUUAAAAAAAAAAGCUCUAAUGCGCCAUUGAGCCACAACAAAAAAGAAACAAGCAGAAAACUUUAUCUUUUAGGACUCUUUCGCUCCUGUCUUUUAAUCUACCAAAUCUCCUCUAGCUCUGUAUCAUACACUGUAGUUAUGAAAAAAAAUUAUAUUUAUAAUUAUUAACAACGGAAUAAUAGAGUGACUGAAAUACUCUUUAAUACGGCGUGUGUGAUUGACCUGUAAAGUUUUCUUUUUAUUUUUACAUUUUACAUUCAUUCGCAUUAUUCACAUCCGUAAGCUUGCCAGGGAUUGCCGUCACGUCGAUUAUGACAAAUCAGGAUUUAUAAUGGACGUCAGAGAAUAAAAAAAUAUAUGUUUA
Cephus cinctus (wheat stem sawfly) is the source of this 6040-nucleotide messenger RNA. RefSeq names its product ubiquitin carboxyl-terminal hydrolase 47 (gene Usp47). NCBI's taxonomy places the organism in Eukaryota, Metazoa, Arthropoda, Insecta, Hymenoptera, Cephidae. The coding region runs from base 175 to 4197 and encodes 1340 amino acids. Gene Ontology annotation, biological process: protein deubiquitination. Gene Ontology annotation, molecular function: cysteine-type endopeptidase activity; cysteine-type deubiquitinase activity. The transcript has 16 exons. The record is from RefSeq and is a predicted model, not a curated record. Gene Ontology annotation, cellular component: cytosol; nucleus.